Molecule: messenger RNA, 1989 nt
Organism: Fusarium coffeatum
Lineage: Eukaryota; Fungi; Ascomycota; Sordariomycetes; Hypocreales; Nectriaceae
Exons: 6
Coding region: 1-1989 (662 amino acids)
Cellular component (GO): cytosol
Molecular function (GO): acetyl-CoA synthetase activity; AMP binding
Source: RefSeq, a predicted model, not a curated record
AUGCGUCAAAAUUUACCAACUCAACCUGCCACCAACGGGGAUGGCCAGGACUUGUAUCUUCCCGACAACAUGCUUGCACGACACCCCAGCAAGCCUCACAUCGGCAGCCUGGAGGAGUACCAGCAGAUGCAUCAGCUCUCCGUGACAGAACCUGAUGCUUUCUGGGGAAACCUUGCUCGUGAACUCCUCACAUGGGAACGCGAUUUCCACACCGUCAAGAGCGGCUCUCUCAUCGAGGGAAACCCUUCUUGGUUCCUGGGUGGAAAGCUAAACGCUUCAUUUAACUGCGUGGACCGCCAUGCGCUCAAGGACCCCAACAAGGUCGCUAUUAUUCACGAGACUGACGAUGGAACCAAUGGCCAGUCUAUCACUUACGGAGAGCUUCUCAAGCAGGUCAGCAAGGUCUCUUGGGCUCUCAAGGAUCUCGGUGUGAAAAAGGGCGACACCGUUGCCAUCUACAUGCCCAUGGUUCCCGAGGCUCUGGUCGCCAUUCUCGCCUGUACAAGAAUUGGCGCUGUUCACUCUGUUGUCUUUGCUGGAUUUUCUGCUGGUUCUUUGAGAGAUCGCGUCGAGAACGCCAAGAGCAAGGUUGUUAUCACCUCCGAUGAGAGCCAGCGUGGUGGCCGAACAAUCGGAAUCAAGAAGAUUGUCGAUGAAGCACUCAGCACCCUCGAGGGUGUCAAGACUCUUGUUUUCAAGCGAACCGGUGCCAACGUUAACUGGGUUGAGGGCCGUGAUCACUGGUGGCAUGAGGAAGUCGCCAAGUGGCCCAGCUACAUCGCCCCUGAGGCCAUGGACGCCGAGGAUCCUCUCUUCCUUCUCUACACCUCUGGCUCAACCGGUAAGCCCAAGGGAGUCUUGCACACAACCGGUGGAUACCUUGUAGGCGCUGCCGCGACGGGCAAGUACGUUUUCGACAUUCACGACCAGGACCAAUACUUCUGCGCCGGCGACGUUGGUUGGAUCACAGGCCACACUUACGUUGUAUACGCGCCUCUGCUUCUGGGUGUUUCUACCGUUGUUUUCGAAGGAACGCCGACGUACCCUGACGCUUCUCGUUUCUGGGAUAUUAUCGCCAAACACCAGAUUACACACUUUUACGUUGCCCCUACUGCUCUUCGUCUGCUGAAGAGAGCCGGUUCUGAUCCCGUUAACCACAACACUGACAGCCUGCGUGUUCUUGGAUCGGUUGGUGAGCCUAUUGCCCCCGAGAUUUGGAAGUGGUACUACGACAUUAUUGGAAAGGGCAACUGUCACAUUGUCGACACUUACUGGCAAACUGAGACCGGUUCUCACGUCGUUACUCCCCUGGCUGGUGUCACACCCACCAAGCCCGGUGCCGCAUGCCUGCCAUUCUUUGGCAUUGACGCAGUCCUAAUCGACCCCGUCUCUGGCGUUGAGCUCGUUGGCAACGGUGUUGAGGGUGUCCUCGCUUUCAAGUCCUCUUGGCCCAGCAUGGCCCGCACAGUCUACGGUGACCACCAAAGAUUUGAGGAGACCUACCUCAAGGUCUACCCCGGUUACUACUUCACCGGUGAUGGUGCUGCCCGUGACGAAGACGGUUACUUCUGGAUCCGCGGCCGCGUCGACGACGUGAUCAACGUCUCCGGCCACCGUCUCUCAACCGCCGAAAUCGAAGCCGCAAUGGUUGAGCACUCCGCCGUCGCCGAAUCCGCCGUUGUGGGCGUUGCCGACGAAGUCACCGGCCAAUCCGUCAUCGCUUUCGUCUGCCUCAAGGAAGCCUUCCGCUCCAACCAGGCCGAGGUGCAUGCUGAGCUCAGACUGCAAGUGCGCAACAGCAUUGGACCUUUUGCCGCCCCUAAGAAGAUUUUCAUGGUUCCGGAUCUGCCCAAGACUCGCUCUGGAAAGAUUAUGCGCCGUGUCUUGAGAAAGAUUGUUAUGGGUGAGCAGGAUCAGUUGGGUGACAUCACCACCCUGUCUGACCCUUCCAUCGUUGAGAAGAUUAUUGAGAUUGUUCAGAGCGGUUAA